AUGCCAAGAAAUAUUAAUCGAUAUUGGCAACUGCGGGAGCAAGAAUUCUCGCAAGAAUUGAUUGUGAUAAUUAUGAUGCUCCUUGCAAGUAAUAGUAAACAUACCAACAAGAGAAUUUGGAUGCAUCGAUGGAUAGCAAAAAGAAAGGAAAAAGGAUUACAUCAUAACCUUUUCUUGGAACUCAGUCUAGAAGAUCCUAAUAGAUUCAGGAGGUACUUACGUAUGGACACAGUAAAUUUUGAAGAACUUUUAGAAAAGGUUUCUUCUUUGAAAAGAAAAUUUCCACUCAUUAAAAAGAAGAAUACACAUUUGAGAGAAAGUAUUCCACCAGCAGAAAGACUUUCUUUAACUUUGCAGCAUUUGGUUACAGGAGAAACACAGGAAUCCUUGUCAUUAACUUUUAGAAUAGGACAAAGCACAAUAUCUGGUAUCAUAAAAGAAGUAUGCCGAGCUAUCAUUACUGUAUUGAAGGAAGAAUAUUUGAAAGCUCCUUCUUCUGAAAUGGAGUGGCAAGAAAUUGCACGAAACUUUGAUGAACUAUGGCAAUUUGAAAAUUGUAUAGGUGCAAUUGAUGGAAAACACUGUAGAAUUGACUCACCACUUAGAUCAGGGUCACUUUAUUAUUGUUACAAGGACUUCUUCAGGAUUGUUUUAAUGGCAGUUGUCGAUGCCUACCUACGCUUUAUAUACGUUGAUAUUGGGACAAAUGGACGAAUAAGUGAUUCGGGAGUAUGGAAUAAAUGUACUCUUAAGACUCAUUUAGAAAUCAACAGCCUCCAUAUUCCGGGUCCAUCUCCACUAUCUGGCACAAGAGAAAUGCUUCCUUAUGUGUUAAUAGGUGAUGAAGGUUUUCCUUUAACAGAGAAAUUCCUUAUACCGUAUCCUGGUUCUCAGUGCUCUGGUAAAAAAAAUCGUAGAAUUUUCAGUUAUAGAUUGUCAAGAGCUAGACGUUGCUCAGAAAAUGCCUUUGGUGUUCUUGGAGCCAGAUUCCAGAUAUAUCGAAGUGCAAUGAGAUAUGAUCCAGAUGAUGCUGAAAAGAUAAUAAUGGCAACUUGCUGUCUCCAUAAUAUGUUACGGAGUAAAGUUGUUGGCAGAGUCAUGUAUACACCUCCAUCAUUUAUUGAUGAAGAAGAUAUAAUGUCAAGUGAAAUCAGACCGGGUAAUUUCCGGGAAGAGUCAGCAAAUGGUUUAAUAAACCUGAGUAAUCAAAGAGGGAACAGGCACGCAAAUUCUGCUAUUCUUCUAAGAAAUAAAUGGUGCGAUUAUUUUAAUGCCGAAGGUGCAGUACCAUAG
Messenger RNA from Trachymyrmex cornetzi, 1293 nucleotides. Its product is annotated as putative nuclease HARBI1. NCBI's taxonomy places the organism in Eukaryota, Metazoa, Arthropoda, Insecta, Hymenoptera, Formicidae. The transcript is spliced from 4 exons. The record is from RefSeq and is a predicted model, not a curated record. The coding region runs from base 1 to 1293 and encodes 430 amino acids.